AUGGAGGCGGGAGAGCUCUACUACUGCUUCACCCCUGAAUUGACGGCAGAGAGGAGGCGGGCUUUCCUCGCUUAUACCCGAUUCAACAAAGCAGACGAUGUGUCCCGCCGAGAGAGUCUCGAGCUUCUCAAAGAGCUCAUCGUCGACAAGACCCCGUUGCCGCCCAGGCUUCCCGAAAUGACUGAUGAGGAGGACGAGGCUCUGCUUGACGACUUUCCUAUAGUUUACCCUCCCAUGAGAACGGAUUAUGGGUAUAAUGUCAAGUUGGGGAAAAACGUCAUGGUCAAUUUCAACAGUACCUUUAUCGACUCUUGCGAAAUACGCCUCGGGGACCGCACCAUGGUCGGCCCUAACUGCAGCUUCUUCAGCGGCACUCACCCCCUCGACCCAACCCUGCGGAACGGCACUCGAGGACCUGAGACUGGAAAACCCAUCACCAUCGGCGAGGACUGUUGGUUUGGAGGAAACUGCAUCGUCCUUCCCGGGGUGACUAUCGGCAAAGGAGUGACCGUUGGUGCUGGCAGUGUUGUGACCAAAGACGUCCCGGCGUAUCACUGCGUUGCAGGUAACCCAGCAAGGAUCAUCAGGAAGAUCGAGGUCUCCGGCCUCGAGACAACCGAGACCGAGGGCACCGAGGGCACCGAAGUCCUGGUCGGAGAGGAUGCUGCAGUAGUCUGA
Diaporthe citri is the source of this 678-nucleotide messenger RNA. RefSeq lists its product as uncharacterized. Lineage: Eukaryota; Fungi; Ascomycota; Sordariomycetes; Diaporthales; Diaporthaceae. The record is from RefSeq and is a predicted model, not a curated record. The transcript has 3 exons. Gene Ontology annotation, molecular function: acetyltransferase activity. Bases 1 to 678 code for a protein of 225 amino acids.